Molecule: messenger RNA, 1110 nt
Organism: Solanum verrucosum
Lineage: Eukaryota; Viridiplantae; Streptophyta; Magnoliopsida; Solanales; Solanaceae
Product: L-ascorbate peroxidase 3-like
Exons: 8
Coding region: 59-937 (292 amino acids)
Biological process (GO): response to reactive oxygen species; cellular response to oxidative stress; hydrogen peroxide catabolic process
Molecular function (GO): heme binding; peroxidase activity
Source: RefSeq, a predicted model, not a curated record
AGUUAAGCCAAAACGGCGACCACCAUUUGAUAUAAUAUAUAGUUUCAGUGUACUAUUGAUGGCACCACGAGUAGAUGAGAAAUAUCGGGAAGAGAUAAACAAAGCACGAAUAGAACUUGAAAAUCUUGUAAAAUCGAAGGAGUUCAGUGCUCCUGAUUUUCUUCGUUUAGCGUACGCAUCCCAAUUCACAAUUGCCAAUUCUCAUCAUGAUGAUAAUGCAGGAAAUACUACUUCUACUGAUGAUGCCACAAAAAAGAAAACUCAAUCUCCCAAUAAUAAUUCUCUCAAAACAAUUGCAAAAAUCAAGGCCAAUCAUCCCAUAAUAACGUAUCCUGACCUCUAUCAGCUUGCUGGGAUUGUUGCUGUUAAAGAACUUGGUGGUCUAGACAUCGAGUUUGUCCCUGGUAGAACGGAAUCAUUAAUUUCACCAGAUGAAAGCUGCCUUCCUGAUGUCAAACAAAGUCCAGCAGAACUAAGAGAUGUCUUCCGAAAAGUGGAAAUCUCUGAUCCCAAGCAUAUAGUAGCAUUAUAUGGAGGUCUCAAACUGGCAACAGCUGGAGCUCAGGGUACGAAUUUGAAAUUGGACAACUCAUACUUUGUGGACCUCGUCGACAAGAAGAAGGAUUUAAGUCCCGCGGAAAAAGCUCUGCUUGAUGAUCCGGAAUUCCACAACUGUGUGCAAUGUUAUGCAACGCAUAAAGAGGAUUUCUUUGAGAACUACGAAGAGGCACACAAGAAGCUCGCUGAUCUUGGCUUACCAUAUUCAGCAUUUAUUAAAUCAACAUUAGAAAAAAGUGUGUCACAAGUGAAGAAGGUGCUGGGGGCACAAAAGGCUGUUGGAGUUGGAGUUGCUGUUGCAGCCGCUGUUGUAAUACUGAGUUUCUUCUAUGUAAUCAACAGGAGGACAGCGAAGCAUUCACCACAUCAGUUCCAGUAACAUUGGUGGUGAGCUCAAUAGAAACAAAAAAUAUAGUAAAUCGGAAACUGAAUCAGCAUGAACAGACAGUUGGACACCAUGAUUCAUCAAUAAUACAUCUCCUAUCAAUAACCUCAGUUGUACUUAAAAUGUAAACAUUCAACAUUCUAUAAAAAGGUUUCAAUUGUUUCUUA